AAAGAACCAAAGCCUUUCGAUCAGUCUUCAGCUCCCUAUCAUCUUCCUAAACACGGUCACAAAUUCAUUGACCUUCUCUGCCUCUGGAAUGACCUUGGCUACACUCUCCUUCCGGGGCAAUGAUCUUCAAGCCUAGAAGUUUCGAGGCUUCCAACCCGGCGACCCGAGAAUGUGACCCGAACGUAUAUUCGCGGUCCGGUCACCGCACGACGUCGCACUGGUUUCAUUUUCUUCGUCUUGCCGUCGUCGGCAUUCCAAUGGUUUGGUUUAAUCGUUAGUCGACCGCAGAGAGAGAAUCGAAGGCUGGAAGCUCCUGCUGCUCAGACGGUUUCUGGCGGCUCCGGCGACGGAUUGACCUGCAUGUGUUUCGGACGCCUUUGACCUCCAAAAGUAUAAUCUGAGGUUUGGCCGAGCAUUGAUCGACGUUUAUUUCUCUCUCUCUCCCUCUCGAUCUGUCUCUCCCUUCUGUUGCUCUCUCUCUCUCUCUUUGCCUGUUCCAAAUUCAAUUUGCAGGUCAAAUAUUGAAUAGGGAACUGAAUUUGGUGUGAAAAUUCAAGAUCAGAGUGAUCGAGUCGGUCAAAUCUCGGCUAAAUUCUGCAGCUGACGGUGAAAAUGAGUUUGGAAGAAAGGAAGGCGUUUCCUUUGUAGUCUACCAGGGAGAGAGAAUGAACCCAUUCUAACAGGACAGGACAGAGUGAACCGUGUUUUUUACUGAGCCUAACAAUCAUUUUUGGUCAUAUGCCAAACGGCGCGUGUGAAUCACGUCCUGUUCCAAUCAACCACUAAUAGACUUCCAAGUUCCAAUCAACCACACAAGUACCUGUGUACCAUGUAGAAAGUUGUAAGAGAUAGAGACGCAAACUUCCAUGUGAUGGUCAAGGCUUUCAAAAAUGGAUCACUACCACUGUACCACAUAAUCCUAACUAUCGAUUUUGUACGGAGAUAUCUCGAAAAUGGAGAAGAUAAGCAAUAUUCCGGAGUUGGCGCUAACCGUGGUCCCAAAUAGUAUUGCAAGUGAUAAAAGCAGUAUUCCGGUGCUAGGUUUAGGAACGGCUGCAUAUCCUUUUGUUGCCUCUGAAGCAGCAAAAGAAGCCAUUCUCACUGCAAUCAAAGUCGGCUACAGACAUUUUGAUACCGCUGCUGCUUACCAGACGGAGCCAGUUCUUGGUGAAGCCAUUGCCGAAGCUCUUUCACUUGGCCUCGUCAAAUCCAGGGAUGAGCUUUUUGUUACUUCCAAGCUUUGGUUGACGGAUGCACACUAUCACCUUGUCCUGCCUGCCAUUCAUAAGACACUCAAGAAUCUAGGAUUGGAAUACCUAGAUUUGUAUCUCAUUCAUUGGCCUAUGAGUUUGGAGCCGGGAAGCUAUGACAUACCUUGGAAGAAAGAGCAUCUUCUUCCUAUGGACUUCAAGUCGGUGUGGGAAGCAAUGGAAGAGUGCCAGAAGGUAGGCCUCACCAAGGCAAUAGGAGUCAGCAAUUUCUCAUGCAAAAAGAUUGAAAUCUUGCUUUCCACUGCAAAAAUCCCUCCUGCAAUCAACCAAGUGGAGAUGAACCCGCUAUGGCAGCAGAAAAAGCUGAGAGAGUUUUGUGAAAGAAAAGGUAUAAUCAUCACUGCCUACUCUCCUUUGGGGGCAAAAGGGACACCGUGGGGAACAAAUGGAGUGAUGGAAUGUGAGACGCUCAAACAAAUUGCUGAAGCAAAAAGGAAAACUCUUGCUCAGGUUUGUCUGAGAUGGGCAUAUGAGCAAGGGGUGAGUGUGGUGGUGAAGAGCUUUAACAAAGAGAGGAUUAAGGAAAAUAUGGACAUAUUUGAAUGGGAGCUGCUGCCUGAGGAAGUUGACAAGAUCAAUCAAAUUCCACAAAAGAGAGGAUGUCAAGCAUCCGAGUUCGUUUCAGAUAAUGGCCCUUUCAAGUCUCUAGAAGAGCUUUGGGAUGGAGAUAUUUAAGUAAUUAUAGUACCAAUCAAUCAGGUCAAUCGAUGACCAAGAUUUAUUAAUCAGUGCGGACAUAACAUAUGUCGUAACUUUGCUUUAGGCUGAUCAGAUCAACUUUUGUUCAAUAAUAUGCUCGAAGCAAUAUUUUGAUUUUUCUUUUCUUUUGUUUGCACGAACUGAUGCGAAUAAUCGAUUAUGUAAUAGUUGUCAUUCUAUUAUCAUGCCGGUUGUCAUU
Rosa chinensis is the source of this 2169-nucleotide messenger RNA. RefSeq names its product non-functional NADPH-dependent codeinone reductase 2. The record is from RefSeq and is a predicted model, not a curated record. Gene Ontology annotation, cellular component: cytosol. NCBI's taxonomy places the organism in Eukaryota, Viridiplantae, Streptophyta, Magnoliopsida, Rosales, Rosaceae. Bases 954 to 1946 code for a protein of 330 amino acids. Gene Ontology annotation, molecular function: aldose reductase (NADPH) activity. The transcript is spliced from 5 exons.